Molecule: messenger RNA, 642 nt
Organism: Coprinopsis cinerea okayama7#130
Lineage: Eukaryota; Fungi; Basidiomycota; Agaricomycetes; Agaricales; Psathyrellaceae
Exons: 2
Coding region: 1-642 (213 amino acids)
Source: RefSeq, a predicted model, not a curated record
AUGUAUACGACCGGGGAGAUACCGGAGGACACCUUUGUCCCGGUGGCCCAGUCUCGAUCUGGAGAGCUCCAGAUCCACAACGUCACCAUGGGGUGCACGUACAAAACGGGCAUCUCAUAUGAUGUUCAGGACCAUGGAACGACCGCCCCAACUCCGUCCGGGUCCCCCUCCACAUCACCUAUGGAGGGGGCCGAGAAGGAGACUCCCCCUGGAACAACAGUGGCUGGGGCUGGGGAGCCCCCCCAGCCAAUGGGUGGGGUCCCUCCGACUCGACCCUUGCCAGGGGACCCUCUACCACGGGUUCCGCCGAGGACGGCCCCUUUACGCCGCCACGAGACCACUCUCCCCCCAUCGUCCCCACCCCCGACUCGCCCGUCUUCACCCCACCCCCCUCCCAAGACCCCGGAUCACAGGAAGACUGAUCCGGCUCCCACCCCUCGUGCCCCUCGUAAACCUCAGGCGGUAUACCGGCGUUACGCUCCAUAUCCGUCGGCUGAAGAGUCUCGACCCGUUGUCCUGAUGGCCAAGUAUGACAGGAUUGGGUGGAAGAUGACCGCCAGGGUUACAGAGGAGGAUCUGGAGGCGUUUUUAAAGUGGUGGAAUGCUCGUGCCGUUGCUGCAGACAAUGCAGCAAAUAAUUAA